Molecule: messenger RNA, 2319 nt
Organism: Stegostoma tigrinum
Lineage: Eukaryota; Metazoa; Chordata; Chondrichthyes; Orectolobiformes; Stegostomatidae
Exons: 5
Coding region: 635-2101 (488 amino acids)
Biological process (GO): signal transduction
Cellular component (GO): cytoplasm
Molecular function (GO): protein binding
Source: RefSeq, a predicted model, not a curated record
UGUUGGCGUGAGGACUUUGUCAUUCUCUGCCCACUUUUCCCAUGAAUAGGAGAAGAGCACUUGUUUCUGACACAAACCCAGUUCGGAGUCAGAGACUGAGUAAAACACCCCCUACAUCUUUUAAACUUAGCAUGAAUCUGCCUUGACAUCCCCUCCCUCAAACAAUCCCAGGGACAGGGACAACGCGAAGUUAGAUACAGAGUAAAGCUCCCUCUGCACUGUCUCCCCCCCACCCCCCCAACCGAUCAAACACUCCCAGGGACAGGGGUUAGGUACAGAGUAAAGCUCCCUCUAACACUCUCUGUGUAGUGUAUACCCUCUUCCCACCUGACGUCUCUUCACUCCUGAUUCCCACAGGGACCUCCAGCAAAUACGAUACCCGUGAGGGUGACCGAAGGGCUCGGAGUCUCUCAAAGCCACGGGACAUUCCCAGGAUAAGCUCCCGACAUAACGUGUGCGACCUUCGGCCUGAUGGUGUGAGGCUGUCCCCUCCGUCUGGUGGUGGUCCACAAAGCGACGAUCCCCGGCCCACCCGAGCCAAUCACGAGGAGUCGAAGCUGAGUUCUAUACAGUGGAUCUGGAACGUAGUGCGACAGGAUUCGGGUUCAGUGUACGCGGAGGCUGUGAGUAUGAUAUGGACCUUUACAUUCUGGGAAUGAUCGUUGGAGGCCCAGCCAUGAGGAGUGGAAAAAUCAGGAUUGGUGACCAGUUGGUUGAGAUCAAUGGGGAGCCAACAAUGGGAAUGAGCCAUUCUCGAGCUGUGGAGCUGAUCCGACACGGUCACGACAGGAUCCGUCUGCUAAUGCGCUGUGGGAAUGGGCAGGUCCCCGAGUUUGGUCCUGACGCUGUGCGUAGGCCAGACCUUGGAGAAGCUACUGUGGUUCCAGUCAGGCAGGAGAAUCCUGCCCGAGCUCCGAGAGCCCAAGCCGAGUUGGGCGCAACGCAGGGCUUGGCCAGGCCUCGGCCGCACCAUCCACGUGCUUUACUCGCCCCCGGCCCAGGACAUCCGACAACCAGACAGGGGAGACCGCCCGGCGGCCAGUCCCAAGCUGCCGAUGCCCGGCCUGUUGCAGGUAGUGCCCGGGGGCACAGGAGAAACCAGCAGGGUGAUGGUAGCGGGCCCGAAACCAACCUCAGGCCUCGGUCCCGGGCUCUGCGUGAUCACUCCAGGCAGCAGUCAGCCCCCGGGUCUAGAUCCGAUAAUAUCUUGGAGCCCACCCAAUCCCACGCUCCCCUGGACCUCCCUAAACCUGGUGAGUUUAAGGCCCAACUCCCCUCUGUCGACUCUAGGCCCCAGGCUCUCCUCGACUCUAGGCCCCAGGCUCUCCUCGACUCUAGGCCCCAGGCUGUCCUCGACUCUAGGCCCCAAGUUCUCCUCGACUCUAGGCCCCAGGUUCUCCUCGACUCUAGGCCCCAGGCUCUCCUCGACUCUAGGCCCCAGGCUCUCCUCGACUCUAGGCCCCAGGCUCUCCUCGACUCUAGGCCCCAGGCUCUCCUCGACUCUAGGCCCCAGGCUCUCCUCGACUCUAGGCCCCAGGCUCUCCUCGACUCUAGGCCCCAGGCUCUCCUCGACUCUAGGCCCCAGGCUCUCCUCGACUCUAGGCCCCAGGCUCUCCUCGACUCAAGUCCCAGUGCUCCAGUUGAGCCCAGGUUCCGUUCUCUCCCUCGCGACUCGAGGCCUCGGGCUCUCCUCGACUCUAGGCCCGAUGCUCCGGUUGAGUCCAGGGCCCAGACUCUCCCGAGCUACUGUAGGCCCCAGGCUGUUGGCAAUGGCAGGGCCCUGUCUGAGGAGAGCACGGAGACCGAUUCGGACAGCUGGGAGGAGGAGGAGGAGGACACUGCUUCCUCUUCUCCAGAGCUACCGGUCCUCGGCAGCUUUGAUGAGCAGAGGCAGUUGAGCUCCAUGAUCGGAAGGGGUCUAUAUCUCAGUAGUGGGCCCCUACUGCCAGCCCCGGGCACUGCGGACAGCGAGGACAGUGUCCACUGCGGCAGCCAGAUGGGGACAAAGGACAGCAAGAGAGGCAGACUGCGGGGGCAGCUCUCUCCAGGGCCCUGGCUUGUGCCAGAGGGGGAAAAGCUCCUCGGAAUACUCGGGAGGUAGUGUCCACGGGGCAGGUUGAAGCUGGCAGGGGUGGGCAGGAAAUGGUCAGGUGAGAGGUGAUGCUCCAAGUGGUGGACCAGCCACCACUGCUGGGAGUGUGUUAUAAUCAGGGAAAGGCUGCUGCUCACGGGGGACGAGUGUCAGCAUCGCCCUGUCGGAGGGGUCACGGCUAAGGGAGCGGGGCGUCAGCGGAGGAGGGUCGGGGCCGCAGGGAGCAG